Molecule: messenger RNA, 1395 nt
Organism: Prosopis cineraria
Lineage: Eukaryota; Viridiplantae; Streptophyta; Magnoliopsida; Fabales; Fabaceae
Exons: 1
Coding region: 261-878 (205 amino acids)
Source: RefSeq, a predicted model, not a curated record
CACCUUGUAGUGUUUCAUGCCAAAUCACUGCUUUUGCAUUCUCAAAGUACAAGCUCAGUGCAACUUUUCCUCUUGAUAUUUCAUAAUCUCUCCUUCUUCGUCCAUCUAUCUAUCAUUCGCUCACACAAAAGAGUUCCCAGAUAAUUUUUUUUGAUAGCGAUCUUUAAAUCUAGCCUUAAAAUACCCUCUCGGUCUGUUUGGCUACUUCAUAAACUGUGUAGAAAACCAUAAGUGUACAGUUUUUACAUAGGAGUGAAAAGAUGAAGAACAGAGCGUCUGCGUUGUUGAAGCAAAUCAUAGCUACUCUGAAGUCAAUGGCAAAGUCGAAAGCCUUGGCUCUGAAGACAAAGACAAACGCCAUCAAGACGCGCCUGGUCAUAUUCUCAUUGCUGAGGAAUAAGAAGUUUCUGAUGAGCUCCAUUUCCCACAAGCUGCGGUCUGUUCUGGGACAUCAUUCCUAUCCCAAAGAUGAUAGCUUUCUGGAGGACGGAUGCGACCAGAGCAGGGUGACGGUGAGCCACGACGAGAAUGCCCACUCCUGCGAGGCCCUGCCCAGGCGCAUGAAGAUGGAGACAGUCUCGUCAGAGGAUAAAGGUGAAGAUGGGUAUGAAAGUUGCUAUAGGUAUGAAGAGGAAGAGGAGGAUGAGAAGUACCCGGAUCUGACACACACUCUGUUCGACACAGAGGAUUUCGAGGGCUCUGUUAUUGAUAUGGUGAAGAGUUCGAAGGAGGCGGCCGGGGAAGAAUUCAAACUGGAGGACGACAUAGACCACGUGGCAGAUUGGUUCAUCAAGAGAGUCCACGACGACCUGAUGUUGCAGAAGCAACAGUCAAUCAAGAGGCACAGGGAGGAGAUGCUAAAGAAUAACGACGAGUGAAUUCCAGAGUCAGCCAGAUAUUGAUCAUAUUUAGUGGGUUAAGUUCAUCUUCGUUUGUGAUGGCAUUCAGAUUACUAAAUAAGGAAUACCCGCGAGCAAGGGUUGUGAUGCGGAGUGUUCUGAUACUAAUACGGUGCAAGACGAGAAGAAUUGGGAAGUCGCGUGGGGUUGGGGACGGUGUGAUGGAUGGCUACAGAUUAGAGCGGGUUAAAGUAACUCCAUAAGCCUGUGACCAUGAAAAUUAUGUAUAGACCGCUACAGCCAUGAAUCCCAGAUAAGCUGUAUAUUUCUUAUAUCAUAGGAAUUUUGAAACUUGAGUGAAACAAGCAUGAAUUGUGGUUGCGAAUUGCGGAAGAAAAGAGAAAUCUCUCCGCGGAAACAAAGAUAAAGUGGGGGCACGACAGGAAGAAAAGAAGACACAGUCCCCCCAUAAAGCGUUUACGGCUCCCACCACUGGAGUUCCUUUUUUUUUUUUUUAAAUUGUGAAAGAUGAUAAUAUAUUUUAUUUUAAACUGGA